AAACAACAACAUAUAAAAGUCAAAAACCAGAAAACAAAUUGAAAACAAAGAAAAAAACAACUUAAAAUGCCUCAUGUUCCACCAGAAAAAUACGCUAAGCCCAUAUUAGAUAAGAUCCGUCUUUGCACUGAUUUGCUAAAUUACGAGAGGUACCUCAAAGAUUGUGAGGCGGGGAAGUCCAUGUGUCUCAAACCUGUCGCGGACCCACUCGCCGGACUUCCCCGCGCGGAUCUCGACGCUCGCUGCUUGCGCCGGUCCCUCGUGCCCAUCGUCUUCAUCAUCGGAGGUCCUGGAUCGGGCAAGGGCGUGCAGAGCGAGCUACUGGUGAAGCGCUUCGGCCUCACGCACAUCUCCCUCGGCGAGCUUGUCCGCCAAGAGGUUCGAGCGGGCUCUAGCGUGGGCCGCUUCGUCGCGCCCAUCGUCGCGGCUGGCAACCUGGUGCCAAAGGAGGUGAUUCUGGAGCUGCUCAAGCGCGCCAUGCUGACAAACCUCAGGGGCGCUCACGGGUUCCUCAUCGACGGCUUCCCGCGCGACGAGGACCAGGUCGUCGCUUUCGAGAAAGAGGUGGGUGUGUGGGCCGACGACGUCAUAUCGUCAUACUGACGCCAA
Frankliniella occidentalis (western flower thrips) is the source of this 609-nucleotide messenger RNA. RefSeq names its product adenylate kinase isoenzyme 1-like. The coding region runs from base 67 to 603 and encodes 178 amino acids. Lineage: Eukaryota; Metazoa; Arthropoda; Insecta; Thysanoptera; Thripidae. The transcript has 5 exons. Gene Ontology annotation, biological process: nucleoside triphosphate biosynthetic process. Gene Ontology annotation, cellular component: cytoplasm; cytosol. The record is from RefSeq and is a predicted model, not a curated record. Gene Ontology annotation, molecular function: ATP binding; AMP kinase activity.